Messenger RNA from Drosophila kikkawai, 2125 nucleotides. Its product is annotated as acyl-CoA Delta-9 desaturase. The record is from RefSeq and is a predicted model, not a curated record. Gene Ontology annotation, cellular component: endoplasmic reticulum membrane. Gene Ontology annotation, biological process: unsaturated fatty acid biosynthetic process. Gene Ontology annotation, molecular function: iron ion binding; stearoyl-CoA 9-desaturase activity. NCBI's taxonomy places the organism in Eukaryota, Metazoa, Arthropoda, Insecta, Diptera, Drosophilidae.
CGAUCAUUUGUCUACGGAACGGCGCCGCGUUAAGUUCGUUAGACGCGAAAAAAAACCCAAGGCAAGCGCUCCCUUGACAGGAAAGCCCUCGAAUCGACUCGAUCCCGCGACAGUGUGUCUGAAAGAAAGCAAAAACUCCGCCAGAGACAGACUCCAAGCCCAAGGCUCACCAGCCAGCCAAGUACUCCGGCAAUUAAGGCCUCUUGUGCGGUGUGUGAGUGUGUCAAGCUGUGAAGAAAGUUCGGAGUGUGCGCGCGGCAUUACGAAACGCCGUUUCCGCCGGCAAAAGCCAAGCCCAGCGAGAGCCCAAUAGUCCACGGAAGCCAUCGAAAUGGGUCACCUGUCCACUUCGGAGCGAGUUUGCAGCAAGACGCCGGUCAUACCGGGCGAUGCUAGUCCUCCGCCGCUCCUGGCCAGGCGCUCCAAGCUCCAGGCCAAUGGCGAUGCCCAGCAGGUGCGUCGCGGUGAGGACUCCUCCCCGGAGCUGCCGCCUCGCCCGAAAUUCGCUCCACCCCGUCAGGACUCUCAGUCCUCGCGCGGCGUCAUACCCAAGGAUAUCGUUGAUCACGUGCCCAAGGAUAAGAUAAAUCUCCAGGAGUAUACCCGCACCUUUGUGGGCGAUCGCGUCUUUGGCAUCCAGUUCAAGGCCCCCCUCAAGUGGGACAAAGUCAUCCAGAUCUCGCUGCUUCAUCUGGCGGCAUUAGUUUGUCUGUUCACCUAUCCGCUGCGCGAGCUCAACAUUUAUACCACCAUAUGGUCAUUCUUCGUUGGCGGCGUGGCCGGUUUUGGAGUUACGGCCGGAGCCCACAGAUUCUGGACCCAUCGCAGCUACAAGGCCAACCCGGUGCUGCGAUCCAUUCUGAUGGUCUGCUACUGUGUGGCCGGACAGAAUACUUUGUACGACUGGGUGCGUGAUCAUCGAGUCCACCACAAGUACUCGGAGACGGAUGCAGAUCCGCAUAAUGCCAACCGUGGCUUCUUCUUUGCCCAUGUGGGCUGGCUGAUGAUGCUCAAGCAUCCGGAUGUGCUACGUCGUGGUCGUCAAAUUGACAUGACCGAUAUUCUGGCUGAUCCCGUGAUACGUUUCCAUCAGAAGUACUUUAUACCAUUGAAGACCUUUUUCUGCUUUAUCCUGCCCACCGUGAUCCCGGUCUACUGCUGGGGUGAGACCUGGGCGCUGGCCUUCAUCCAGCAGUGUCUUUUCCGUUACGUGAGCAGCCUGAACUUUACGUGGUCGGUGAACAGCGCCGCCCACAUGUGGGGAUCCCGUCCAUAUGACAAGCGUAUCAUGCCCAGCGAGAACAUCUACGUCUCCGUGUUGGCCAUGGGUGAGGGUUGGCACAACUAUCACCACGUCUUCCCCUGGGACUACAAAGCAGCUGAGCUGGGCAACUACACCGUCAACUUCACCACCAUGGUGCUGGAUGCCUUCCACAAGCUAGGCUGGGCCUGGAACAUGAAGCAGCCGUCCAAGGAGCUAGUGCGUCGCACUCUCGAAAAGUAUGGCGAUGGAACGCAUGCCUCUCAGGAGGGCAAGGAUGGCAAAGAUCCUGCCCAGGUGGCAGCCACCCAAAUGGUGGGCCACUUCCACUAUGCCGAGGUCCCCGAUCCAGAGCUGGAGUACGAUGCCGAGUCCAGCAGCACGGAGAGCGCCAAGCUGGAUGAGAACGAAAACGAGGGCGAGCGGAUGAAGAAGUCCAAGUCAAAGUGCGCCUAGGGAUCGCAACUGUUAUCGAGGGAGGGAGGGAGGAUCGUCACUUAAUCUUGCAUCUAUGUAUCUGGACAACACCAGAGGGCGGGACAUAGUCGAUAAUCGUUUUUUUAAAUUAAACCUAUACUAUUUCUAUCAUUAUCACUAUCUAUAUCACACAGCACCGCAACGGUUAACACUCAGCAGACACGACACGACACUCACACUCACAGUCAGACACACACUCACUCAUUCCAAUAUCGUCAUUUCUGUAGGUUUAGGUAUUUAGCAGCUUAGCACGGUACGACAUAAGUUUAAGACACACACAAAUUUGAAUAUAAAAACGACCACAAAAUAGGCUCUUCGUCCCACAAAAAAAAAUUCAAAAAACAAAAACGGCGAGACAAAUAAAUAAAAACAAAAUAAAUAUUUACA